CAUCGCUCGACACAGCACAUCUCGAGGCGUCUGCGCCUUCAGACGCCGGAGGGCGCCGCUGCCGCAGGACAUGAACCAGUACGGCCUGGAACAGGUGAUACACGUCCUCUCCAACGACAACCUGGAGCUCAGCUGCGGGCUGAUCGAGCAGGAGGGAGCCGACGCGCGGCGGCCCUGCACACGACGAGGAGGCCAUCGCCCCCGCGGUCCAGUCGAGGAAGGAGCACAAGGAAGCGCGCAGCCCGAUGCAGCCCUACGUCGACCCCGCCCACUGGGGCCAGACCGGCGGCUGGCUGCCGGAGCCGCUGCGGCCGCCCGCGCAGCAGCAGCAGAAGAUGCAGGUCUACUACGACUUCGGCUCCAUCCACUCCACCAUCAACAAGGCGCUCCUGCCCUGGAGCGGCAUGGCGGCGCAGCAGAGCGGCGGCGGCGGGAACGGCAGCGCGGCGGCGGCGGGCGGCGUCCUGGCGCCCCAGGAGACCCGCCACCGCUGUGCCCCUUCCGCCAGCAGGCCCCGCCCGCGGCGCCCGAAGGCGCAGGCUCGGGCCUGGCGGCCAACAGCGCCGCGAGCGCCCUCGCCAGCGCCCUGGGCGUUGGGACGGGCGGGGCCGCCGCAGGGCCGGCGCAGCAGCGGUGGCCGGAGGGGCAGCCGCAGCACUCGCAGCACCAGCCGCCGCCGCAGUCUCAGCAGGCGCAACCCCCGCAGCAGCCGCAGCAGCCUGCGAAGCAGCCCCAGCCCCAGCAGCAGGCGCCCCGGCCCCGCCAGCCCUCGGCGGCGCCCGCUGCCCGCAACCAGCCGGCCACGGCGCAGCCAGAGACGCAGGCCGCGCUGUCGCAGCUGACCGCCCAGGCGGACCGGGCGGCGCACAGCCUGCUGGCAGACCCGCCGCUGCUGCCGCCGGUCGACGCCGCGAGCCCGGACGCCUACGUGCCCGACGGCGCGCUCGACGCAGGCGCCGCCCUCGGCCUCCUGCCGCUGGACCACCCCGUGCCCACGCUGCUGCGCCAGCUGCCGGAGCGCCUGGCGCAGCUGCCGCAGGCCGGCGCCGCCGCCCUACACCUGGCGCGCUUCGCCUUCCAGCGGCUCUGCGGCGCCCGGAUGUGCCCGACGCGGUCGCAGCCCCCGUGCGCCGCCUCGCUGCAGCACCUCAGGA
Prorocentrum cordatum is the source of this 1154-nucleotide messenger RNA. The record is from the annotation of a GenBank genome assembly. NCBI's taxonomy places the organism in Eukaryota, Dinophyceae, Prorocentrales, Prorocentraceae.